GCUUCUCCUGCGUCCGGUCUUCAUUUGCUGUUCCUGGCAUGACGUCGAUGCCGCUUCGCCCGCUUGGAUGCUCUCGUCCAAGCUCCCACGCCCUCCCAGCUCUCCUCCCACCUUCCUUCCAAUCGCCCGCUCCAGCCUUGCCGCAACGGGUGCCUUUUCUGCAGCUACUAUCAACAGAACGGACUAGCAUAUUUAUUUUCCAUCCUACUGCUAUUCACGAUGUUUUCACCGUCUUUCACUCGCACCUGUUGAUUACCUCAAAACACCACCUCUUUUCCUAACCUAUUGCCCGUUGUGCCCAGGCUGUUGUGCCGCUGUUGAUCUGGAAUCCCCCACCCAUUUAACAAUCCGGGAAAGCUGCUGCAUCCUCAACAACCAAUGCCACCGAGGACAAUGGUGUCAAACGAAAUAUAUUUACUGCCAUUGAAGGACGAUGGGAGUCCGGAUGUCCCAGGCGGAUACAUCUACCUGACACCCAAGAGCGAAGCACCCUUAACUGUCCGCUUUGCAAUUGAAGGCACAUCAUCAAUCUGCAGACAUGGCAGCUUGUGGACAAAUAUUCCUGAGGAGGGCAAGGAAUUCCAGAGAAACAAGUUCCGGGAAUUUAAACUAGAACCUGACUUCAAUCGGACCAUUGAGAUCUCGGUCAAGAUCCAUGGCGCAGGCUCAUUUGCCUUCUAUACCACCUACACACCUCUUCCUGACCUCUCCGAAACCAUCCAAAAAGCUCUCGAGCCUGCGAAGACCGAGAUAUACUAUAUCGAUGUUGCUCCUCGCCUCACUCUGGAGGGUAGGCAGAUGCCAUUACCGGCACUCUCCAUCUUCUCCCUGAUUUCCAAAUUUAUGGGCAGAUAUCCUACGGACUGGGAGAAGCACAUUCGGGGGAUCAGUGAAAGAGGAUAUAAUAUGAUUCAUUUCACACCACUGCAGCACAGGGGAUCGUCGAAUUCCCCGUACAGUAUUUACGAUCAACUCGCUUGGGAUCCAGAAUGUUUCCCUAACGGAGAGGCUGAUAUAAAGAAAUUGGUUCGCAGUAUGGAGAAAGACCAUGGCCUACUGGGUUUGACGGAUGUGGUCUGGAAUCAUACAGCAGACAACAGCAAAUGGCUGCAAGAGCAUCCAGAGGUCGGAUACAAUGUUUCAACGGCGCCGUGGCUCAGAGCUGCUCUAGAGCUAGACACAAGUCUUCUGGAGUUCAGCGACACCCUAGCAUCGAAAGCAACUGACAUCAAGACGGUUGAUGAGUUACUCAAGAUCAUGGAGGGCAUCAAGACGGAUGUCAUUGCAAAAUUGAAGCUCUGGCAGUUCUACGUUAUCGACGUGGUACGCGAUGCUGAUGCCGCGGUUCAAGCUUGGACAAAGGGAGAUAUCAAAUUUCCUGAGGGCGGGUUUGGAGGGGACGACUUUGGUGGAUUGGAGACAAUUAAGACAUCAACGCCAACACAGAUGGCCCUUUUCUUGACCAAGAAAGCUUUGCUCAACACCGACAGCCUCGGUGAGCGAUACAGGAGAGCCGUCGAUCCUCGAGUCGCUGCUGCAUUACUCACAGCCAUAUAUGGUCGCUAUGAGGGAGAUGACUCCGAUGGCGCAGAUCAAGGAGCUGCGCGAAGUAGAUUGACAAGCAUCCUCGACGAGGUCAACCUUCCUCUGUACCAAGAGUACGAUAAAGAUAUUGCAGAAAUCCUCGAACAGCUCUUCAACCGGAUAAAGUACGUGAGAAUUGAUGACCAUGGUCCGAAGCUAGGACCUAUCACUAAGAAAAGUCCCAUCAUUGAGUCUUAUUUCACGAGAUUACCGAAGAACUCCAUCACAGCCAAGCACAAUCAGGAGGACCUUGCAUUGGUCAAUAACGGGUGGAUCUGGGCUUCAAAUGCCCUGAUUGAUAAUGCAGGCCCGGAAUCUCGCUCAUAUCUUCGGAGAGAAGUCAUCGUUUGGGGCGAUUGUGUUAAGCUUCGGUAUGGCAAGGGCCCAGAGGACAGUCCUUACCUAUGGGACCACAUGGCGAGAUACACUCGUUUGACCGCCAAGUAUUUCACUGGUAUCAGAAUUGACAACUGUCAUUCCACACCUAUUCAUGUCGCCGAAUAUCUCCUGGACGAAGCCCGUAGGGUACGGCCUAAUCUUUUUGUGGUCGCCGAGCUGUUCACUGGAUCCGAGGAAAUGGACUAUGUGUUCGUCAAACGACUUGGAAUUAGUUCAUUGAUUCGAGAAGCCAUGCAAGCUUGGGGAACUGGCGAGCUCAGCCGACUUGUUCAUCGCCACGGUGGGCGCCCUAUUGGUAGCUUCGAAGUAGAUGAGAUCUCUACAGAGACCAAGAUUACCUCUCCUGGGAAGACAAAUGGCCAAGCCGAGCGGGAUAUCAUUCGGAGGAUCAAGCAGACACCAGUCCAUGCGCUUCUAAUGGACUGCACACAUGACAACGAGGUGCCAGCUCAGAAGCGUGAUGCUCGCGACACCUUACCCAACGCAGCAUUGGUAAGCAUGUGUGCUAGUGCAACUGGAAGUGUGAUGGGCUAUGACGAGGUGUAUCCCAAGUUGAUCGACCUUGUCUCCGAGACUCGACUGUACACCUCCAAGUCUUCGACGAAGCACGUUGAGAUUGGCGGUGGUGAAGGUGGAAUUGGUGGCAUCAAGAAACUUUUGAACCAAAUCCACACCCUCAUGGGGAAGGAUGGCUAUGAAGAAAUUCACAUUCAUCACGAGGAUCAAUAUAUUACUGUCCACCGAGUUCAUCCCGAGUCGCGAAAGGGUUAUUUUCUGAUCGCACACACUGCUUUCCCUGGCUACGGCAACGGCAAUGGCGGCUUCAGUCCUGUGCACCUGAGUGGUACCAAGGCUAGACAUCUAGGGAGCUGGAUGCUCGAGGUUGAUACGAGCGAAGAAGCGAAGAAGGCCGUAGCGGAUGACAAAAAGGUCUUGAAAGGGCUCCCAAGUAAAGUCAUUGACUUGCCUGGCAUCCGAAUGGAGGCAAAGGCGGAUGAGACUGUUAUAUCAGUCCGCGACAAGUUCCCUCCCGGAAGUAUUGCGCUAUUCGAAACUUGGAUCCCUGAAGCAGAACAUUCUACCGGUCUAGAUGCAUAUGUCACAUCAGGAGCAAAGGCUGCUUUUGCCGAGGUGGACUUGAUCGAUCUCAACUUUGUUUUGUAUCGGUGUGAAGCUGAAGAACUGGACUCAAGUGAGGGCAAAGAUGGCGUCUAUGAAAUACCUGGUCAUGGAAAAUUGGUAUAUGCUGGCUUGCAAGGGUUCUGGAGUGUCUUGAAGAACAUCAUCCAGAACAACGAUCUUGCACAUCCAUUAUGCCAACAUCUACGAAAUGGUCAAUGGCUUCUUGAUUACAUCUCCGGACGUCUCGAAAGGAUCUCGAGCAAGUCUGGAUUUGAGCGGCUGCUGAAAGUGGCUACCUGGAUGAAAGAGCGAUUUGAUGCGAUAAGAAAAUUGCCAAGUUUCCUAUUGCCCAGAUAUUUUGGUCUCGUCAUCCGAACUGCUUAUACCGCGGCUUGGAAUCGUGGUCUUGAGUUGAUGAAUGAGAAUGUCCGCAAAGGGCAGUGGUUUUUACAGGACCUUGCCAUGGUCAGCAUUCAGCAGACUGGGUACGUCAAGUCGGCUUCUCUGUACCCGAAAAAGGAAGUCCCUUCGCUUGCCGCUGGUCUUCCUCAUUUUGCGGUGUCCUGGGCGCGUUGUUGGGGUCGAGAUGUAUUCAUAUCCGCCAGAGGUUUGUUCUUGGGGACUGGCCGCUUUGACGAUUGCAAAGAGCAUAUUUUCGCUUUUGCAAGUGUCAUGAAGCAUGGCAUGGUUCCCAACCUUCUCUCAAGCGGGACUAACCCUCGUUACAAUGCUCGGGAUGCUAUCUGGUUCAUGUUGCAGACUAUUCAAGACUACACCAAGAUUGUUCCAAAUGGCCUUAGCAUUCUGCAAGAGAAGAUCCCUCGGCGCUUCCUGCCCUAUGACGACACGUAUUUCGAUUCUGAUGAUCCUCGAGCAUACUCCAAGUCCUCCACUCUCGAGGAUAUCAUUCAAGAGGCCCUACAAAGACACGCCACAGGCAUGUCUUUUCGAGAGGCGAACGCAGGUCCUGGUUUGGACAUGCAGAUGAGCUCGGCUGGCUUCCAGCAAGACAUCAAAGUUGACUGGACAAAUGGCCUUAUCUUUGGUGGAAACCAAAACAAUUGCGGCACAUGGAUGGACAAGAUGGGAGAGUCUGACAGAGCAAACAGCAAAGGCGUUCCAGGCACUCCUCGUGAUGGCUCUGCGAUCGAAAUUGCCGGCUUGCUUUACAGCACUCUUGUCUGGGUUUCGAAAUUGCACAAUGAGGGCAAGUACAAAUAUGCGGGAGUAAGCACAACUGAACCUGACUUGAAAGUCAUCACCUUCGCCAGCUGGGCAUCCCGCAUCAAAGCCAACUUCGAGAAAUGCUACUAUGUACCUCUCGAUGCUAAGGACGACAAGAAGUAUGAUGUCAACACUGCGAUUGUCAAUCGUCGUGGUAUCUACAAAGAUCUGUACAAGAGCGGAAAGGAAUACGAAGACUAUCAACUCCGUGCCAACUUCCCCAUCGCGAUGACCGUCGCCCCUGACCUCUUCGAUCCCAAGCACGCUCUCCACGCUCUCACAGUAGCAGAUAAAGUCCUCCGUGGUCCUACCGGAAUGGCGACUCUCGACCCCGCUGAUCUCAACUAUCGCCCCUACUACAACAACUCGGAAGACUCGACCGAUUUCGCCACUUCCAAGGGUCGUAACUACCAUCAAGGUCCGGAAUGGCUCUGGCCUACAGGUUUCUUCCUUAGAGCCUUGUUAAAUUUUGACUUGAUGCGCAAGAAGACGCCCCAAGAGCGUACAGAGAGUUUCCAGCAAAUUACUAGGAGAUUGGCGGGAUGCAAGGCAGCAAUCAAGGAUUCGCCAUGGGCAGGACUGACAGAGUUGACAAACAAGAACGGGGAGUUCUGUGGUGAUUCUUCUCCAACUCAAGCUUGGAGUGCAGGUUGCCUCAUUGAUCUUUACCACGAUGCAGCUCAAUAUGAUGUCUCGCAACUAUCAAGAGAUUGAACAUGAAGAUAGAAACGAAGAAACGGUAGACUGCUGCAUGAUAGACAGAUGCUAGCAUGAUGGAGAAUAUACCAUAUGCUAGAUGGCUUACAGAACAACGAGGGUGGGAUACAGACAAGAGAUUCAUGAUACACGUAUACGACUGGGUAUUUUCUGGGUUGGGGCUUCAGUCAAGCCGGGUCAUGGGAGGCCAAUAUCUUUAUAGCACACAAGUGAGUCGUGUUCGGACUGAUGACAUCAAGCGUCACAAGACUAGGAUGGGUUCAUGCUUUUGAUUCAAUCCCCAAGACAACUCAGAAGAAUGAAUAAAAAGCAUCAUCACUAAGAACAAAUCCAAACAUGAUCCUUUCCAAUUCCCCUCAUCCCAUCCUAUCUCCUGUCACUCUCCCCCACACCCUCCGGCCUCCAAAUCAUCGCCCAAAGCCUCACCCCCUCCCCACCCACACACUGCCUUCCCAUCCCGUCCGCCUUUCCCUCUGCCAACCUCAACUCCUCUACCGUCACGAACCCAAGUCUCUCAUAUAACUUCCAGCAGUACUCUGUCGCUGCUUCCAGCCAGAUUGGCACUCCUUCUUUAGUGGCGAGUGCUUGGUAGUGCUUGAUUAGACGGGUGCAAUGGCCUUUGCCGCGGGAGGUGGGGUGUGUGCCCAGGAGGAAGAUAUAGCUGUGAGGAGGGUGAUGUUAGAUUUUUGGGGUGGGAAUGAGGAGGAAGAAGGGAACAGGGGAGGGGACAGGGGACGUACUAGUAUUUUUUGUCGUGGGCUAGGGCUUUGUGUUUACAGGAUUCUGUGAGAUCGCCUAGAUCAACGGCCAUUCUCUGUUUAGAAGGUUAGGUUCAAAUCAAGCAGGUCAGGUGAACAACUCCUCAUCCAGACGUCUUCCCGUUAGUUCUCAGGUGAGAAAAUAGGAGUAGAUACCUUCUAUCGGCCUACCCAAGCUGUGGAAACUCAUAUAGGGAGUUAACAGAAAGAAAACAAAGGACAAACAAAAGCAAAACAAGACGAACCUGAAACCCUCCCCAUCCCAACCUCCACAACACCCUCAACCACCCCGCCU
Messenger RNA from Cadophora gregata, 6099 nucleotides. RefSeq lists its product as uncharacterized. Gene Ontology annotation, biological process: glycogen catabolic process. Gene Ontology annotation, molecular function: 4-alpha-glucanotransferase activity; amylo-alpha-1,6-glucosidase activity. NCBI's taxonomy places the organism in Eukaryota, Fungi, Ascomycota, Leotiomycetes, Helotiales, Ploettnerulaceae. The coding region runs from base 379 to 5043 and encodes 1554 amino acids. The transcript is spliced from 3 exons. The record is from RefSeq and is a predicted model, not a curated record.